AACAUGGAGCUGCGGGAGGAGGCCUGGUCUCCGGGGCCACUGGACUCCGAGGACCAGCAGAUGGCCAGCCACGAGAACCCAGUGGACAUCCUCAUCAUGGAUGACGACGACGUCCCCAGCUGGCCCCCGACCAAGCUGUCCCCACCCCCGGCGGCACCCCCAGCCGGCCCUCCAACACGAUCUCGCCCGCCUGCGCCCUACAUCUGCAAUGAAUGUGGCAAGAGUUUCAGCCACUGGUCCAAGCUAACGCGGCACCAGCGCACGCACACUGGCGAGCGUCCCAACGCCUGCACUGACUGCGGCAAGACCUUCUCGCAAAGCUCCCACCUGGUGCAGCACCGGCGGAUCCACACAGGCGAGAAGCCGUAUGCCUGUUCCGAGUGUGGCAAGCGCUUCAGCUGGAGCUCCAACCUGAUGCAGCAUCAGCGCAUUCACACGGGCGAGAAGCCCUACGCCUGCCCCGACUGCGGCCGCAGCUUCACGCAGAGCAAGAGCCUAGCCAAGCACCGGCGCUCACACAGUGGCCUCAAGCCCUUCGUGUGCCCGCGCUGUGGCCGCGGCUUCAGCCAACCCAAGAGCUUGGCGCGUCACCUGCGCCUGCACCCAGAGCUGGCCGGGCCCGGCGUGGCAGCCAAAGUAUUGGCUGCCAGCGUGCGUCGUGCCAAGGCGCCCGAAGAGGCAGCCGCGGCGGAAGGCGAGCUGGCCAUUCCGGUGGGCGACGGCGAGGGCAUCAUCGUGGUGGGCACUGCAGGGGAGGGCGCAACGGCGGCCGUGGCCAUGGAAGCCGGGCCCCGGGCACCCGGGCCUCGCUCGCGGCGCGCCCCAGUCCCAAAGCCCUACGUGUGUCUGGAGUGCGGCCAGGGCUUCGGGACCGGUGUGGCUCUUUUGGCGCACCAGCGCGCACAGCACGCAGACGGGCCAGGGGCGGCAAGCGGCGAGGAACCAGCGCACAUCUGCGUGGAAUGCGGCGAGGGCUUUGUACAGGGCGCGGCGCUGCGGAGACACAAACGAGUCCAUGCCGUGGGUGCGCCCGCCGUCUGCAGCAACUGCGGACAGAGCUUCUAUCGUGAGGGCGGCGAGGACGAAGGCGACCAGGACGAGGAAGAAGAGGGGGCCAAGUGCGGCGAGUGCCGAGGGGAGGCCCGGUAG
Molecule: messenger RNA, 1149 nt
Organism: Chrysochloris asiatica (Cape golden mole)
Lineage: Eukaryota; Metazoa; Chordata; Mammalia; Afrosoricida; Chrysochloridae
Gene: ZNF787
Product: zinc finger protein 787
Exons: 2
Coding region: 4-1149 (381 amino acids)
Biological process (GO): negative regulation of transcription by RNA polymerase II; regulation of immune system process; regulation of cytokine production
Source: RefSeq, a predicted model, not a curated record